AUGCAAACAGUACUUGAUACUUGUCGAAAAAUAAAAUAUUUUUGUAAAACAUCUCCGAUUCAAAAUGUUUUCAAAAUUCUUGAUCAACCACAAUACAAAUGUUUGAACUUGGAUCUCAGUCCGUUGCAUAGUGCAAGUGUUGAUAAACGACAUACGAAAUCGGCUAUUUGCAAUAUGAAUGCUGGUCAAAAUUAUUCAUACAAUCAUGAUUUGGAUAUGCCAUUAAACAACCACGCAUUGAAUAAUGAUACCAAUGAAUGUGCUGUACAAAAAGAUUCACUGAUGUCAUUAACUGAAGAUAAUGGUAAUCGUUGUGAAGUUGAUGAUCAAAUGCUAAACAUAUCCGCACACACAGCAAUCGGUAAAUUCACAAGUGUAAGCACCAAUGAUAGCAUAAAGUUAACAGAUUCAGAUACAUUACUUUAUGAAAACGAUCAUAACGAUGAACAAUCGAAUCAAUAUCAAGAAGUUCAGAUGAAUAUAUUUUCGAUUAAUUUUGGAACUCCAAUAGUACCGUUUACAUCAGAACGUGAUGAAAAUAUUCAAAGUGAAGAGUGUCAUAACCCAUCUGAACGUAUUGACCUUUUAACUAGAUAA
This is a messenger RNA of Rotaria socialis, 597 nucleotides long. The record is from the annotation of a GenBank genome assembly. NCBI's taxonomy places the organism in Eukaryota, Metazoa, Rotifera, Eurotatoria, Philodinida, Philodinidae.